AUGCCCUUUGGUCAGCCGAUGGCUGAAUUUGGUGGCGCAGGAAAUGGUGGUUGGGUCCACAGCGUCAGUUUUUCCGCCAGUGGCAACCGCCUGGCCUGGGUCAGCCAUGAGAGCACUGUGUCGGUUGCAGAUGCCUCCAAAAACAUGAUGAUCUCUCAAUUGAAAACAGAAUUCCUCCUAUUGCUGAGUGUGUCGUUUAUCUCGGAGAACAGUGUGGUUGCUGCUGGCCAUGUUUGCUGCCCAAUGCUCUUCAACUGUAACGGCCGUGGUACCCUGACCUUUGUCUCCAAGCUGGACAUUCCCAAGCAGAGCGUACAACGCAAUAUUUCGGCCAUGGAACGUUUCCGCAACAUGGACAAGAGAGCCACUACGGAAGAUCUCAACUCUACUCUGGAGACGCUGCAUCAGAACAGCAUCACCCAAGUGUCUAUUUAUGAGGUGGACAACGAGAUUCCGCAAGUUCUGCACCACUGGUAUUGA
Messenger RNA from Podarcis lilfordi (Lilford's wall lizard), 480 nucleotides. The record is from the annotation of a GenBank genome assembly. Lineage: Eukaryota; Metazoa; Chordata; Lepidosauria; Squamata; Lacertidae.